UCUUUCCAGUAUUCAUGUUGGCGCGCUUAUGCUCUUAACAUUUUGUAGUCAUUUUACCUUUUUGUUGAAUUUGUAGUCUUGUGUAUUAUUAUUAAUCGCUUGUUUAUGUGUGUGCGCGCGUGUGCAGUGCAUAAAUUAAAAGAAGAAAAUCAUAUAGAGUGAUUUAGUUUUCAGUGUUGUGUUAAUCGAUACGAGAAAUUAGUGCCGGUGUGUGGAUUAAUUUAUUCGUUGAAUUGUGUAUGGUGUAUGUGUGCGAAUCCAAGUGCUAAUUGUGCAUGUGUCCGAUGAACUUUGUUAAUUUUACUCGCUGUUGAUAAGAGGAAGAGAAUAUACGAGCUAAUUUUUCGAGUAAUUCUGCGUGUUCAUGUGUCGGUGUCGCGUGUUUGAUUAGCCAUUUUAUUAGCGAUUGAAAAAGAGCGCCAAAAAUUUGAUGGUGCAAUAUACAUACUCACGUGAUUGUGAAAUUCGCGAUAGCAUAAUUUUAUGUCUAUGGAUGGCAUGGCGGUCUGUUGUGGAUCCCAUCGUGAAUCGAAAUUAUCCGAUGACGGGCAUUGAGGUGUUUUUUGCAAUCGUAUCGUUAUCAGUGUAACCAUCUUUGAUACGUGAUUCGAGUGUUCGAGAUAGUUUUCCAAUCAGAUCACGUGGCGAGAUUAGAAUUAUUCCUCGCACCUCAACGUACAACCGCUUAGACGAGAGACGAGAUGAGGAAACGUGCUGAAAAAUUGAUCAAUUUGAAAUGAUCGAAGGCCGAUAAUCGAGAAGCAGGAGGCGAUUUUUCCAUCUAUUUUAACAUCGAAUUUGGCUGUGAUCUGUUGAUCGUGUGAGGCGCCGGCAAUGAAUAUCGAAUCGACUUUUGCGGCCGCCGCAGCAGGUCAUUCUCUGCGAGAUGGCAUGAAUUAUCCAUCUUUGAACUCGUUACCUGUGGGAGUACAGGUAGCCGCACAGUCCGCGGGGAACGUGCCUCCACAGACGUCGCAUUACGUGCAAGGCACGCCGUUGCAGACAUCGGCGGUCGCUUCCGGUAUAACAGUUAAUGCGCACGGAUUGACGCCGCACGGAGGUAUAACCACAUCGACGCCGACUGUGCUGUCGUUGCCUAACCAACACUCGCAGGGCCCAACACCGGCUAGUACUCCACCGGCAGCCCCUAAUGAUCCAAAAACCACGGCUCAUUAUCCGCAACAAACAGCUUCGUACCAGCCGCAUAAUAUGAACUAUACUUUUAAUCCUUCUGCUGCUGCUGCUGCUAGCAGGAUGUAUUACAAUCCUCGUAGUGUCCCCCAUAACCAAAAUAAUCGAACUAUGCCGCACAUGACUGGAGCAAGACAACCUUUUCUAGGUUAUCCAAAUCAGUACGCUGUGCCGAUACAAAUGCUUGCAUCGCAUCUACCAAAUCCGAAUAAUAAUACGGUUACGUUUAGCCCUUACCCGAACGAUCAGUUCGCCAAUUUAUAUAUUUCGCAACAAAAUCCUACUUCUUCGCAAAACUAUGCUAUGCCAGGAUAUGCACCUUUAAGGCCGCCUGCAGCGAGCACUGUACGAUCAACGAAUCAGACGCCCGUAUAUAGUAACUCAAAUGUUCAAACUAAUAUUAUGUAUACACCUACGGUGAAUCCGAUUGCGCAUUAUACGCAUCAACAACAGCAACAACAGCAGCAGCAGCAACAACAACAACAGCAACAGCAGGCUGCUAAAGUUCAGAGCAAGGAGCGCAAAAAUCGUAUUAGAAUUGUCGAUCCGGAAACCGGCAAAGAGGUAGAUUUUGGUAACGAACAACAGCAAAAUGACAAAACUAGCGAGAAAAGUGAUGAUACUGAGACGAACGCGAGCAGUGUACGCGUAGAAUUCGCUACAGAAGUAGGCAAACGCGCUUUGGAACCUUCGCUGAGCUCGACUACGGCGUCGUACGGUUCUUCGGCGACUGGUGCGAAAAAAGAAUCAUCUCCGGCGAACGUGAUGAACGGUCCGGAUAAGAGCGCUUCCGCGACGGCUGCUACCGCACAGCCGUCGUAUUUACCAUCGACGAAAAUCGAUUACAAGUCUUCGACGACGACUCCGCCGUCGUUACCAAGUAGCGGCGUUGGCGCUGCGUCGGCUGCGAAUAGUUUUCAAAACGCUGUUAACGAUAGUAGUAAUAGUAUAGAACCUCCCGUAGUCAAUUCACUUAAGUCUUCGAACGCGGCCGCGAACGCGUUCCAACCUAAGCAACCAAUGGAUUACAAACGACCUACGAGGGAAGAACCGUCGCCGCCGACGACCACCACCAGCACUAGCAGCGGUAUAGCGGCGCCGGACGCGGCCACAGCUGCGGCGAAACCAUCGCCGACGUGGCCAGCGGAAAACAGCGGUGGUACGCCGUCGACUGUUGCGCAAUCUGCAGCGUCGAUAGUCGGACCGAAAUCGUCGGCUAGCGUUGCGGCGGCGACCGUUGUUGGCAAGAAGAUUCCUCCGAAAGAAGCCGGCGGCGUCGAAGCCAACGGCGCGUCGGUCGUUUCCACUUCAUCGGUCGGUUCCUCGCAAUCGGCGUCGUCCGCAACGGCGGCCACGUCGGCUGUACCGAAUCUUACCCCGUCGCAAGACGGACCAAAAGCACCUUCCGUUACCAGUCCUUUAGUCGUAGAUAGUAAUGAUUCGUCGUCAUGUAAAAAGACGCCGAGCGCCGCUAAACAGGGUAUUCAACAAAGUGUCGCACCAACCGACGAAGCAGAUUCGGCGGCAGCGACCCCGACGACAGCUGCUGCGGUAGUCAGCUCCGGUGCCACGAACGCGAAGCAGCCCGCUUCCGCCUCCGGGCUACCUCAGGCCGCUAAAUUCGCCAGUCCGGCUACUGCCUCGAGUCAAUCACUGCCUUCGGCCGGUCAAGCUGCUGGUACUACUCCGGUGUCGAGUAACGCGGCUGUUCCGACACCUGCUCAAUCUAAAGUCGACUCGAAGGCGACCAGUUCGCCGACACCGUCGCAGCAAAAGCCGUCGACCGGCGCGUUACCAACUUCCGUACCGAGUAGCGAGAAACCAUCGCCUAUCGCUACGCCCGGAGCACCGUUAGGACAGCCGUUCCCGUCUAAGACGGCCGCCGCCGCUGCAUCUUCGGCCUCCGCCGCGGCUUCCGCGCCCGCUGAUAAAAACGUCGCGGCUGCAGCUAAAGACGACAAAGCUGCGAAUCCGUCCGCCAAAACGAAAAAUCGCAAGGAGAACGCCGAAUCGAACGCCGCCGAUCAGAACACCAAGAAAUCCGCCGCUCAGAAUGCGCCUGCUGCCAAGCACCAGAAUACCGAGUCGACGGCCAAGUCAGCUCAAAGCGCCGCCGCUGCUGCUGCUACUGCUCCUGUAACCGCUUCCAAGCAGACGAACGGUGAUGCUGCCGAUGCUCAAGGUGUUGUCGAAGGUAAAUCGAAGAAAAACAAGAAAUCUUCCAAGAAGGAGAUAAUAAAUAAGAAGGGAUCGGAGAAAGAGGGCUCUGAUAUGGAUGUAUUCACCGAGAAACCUUCUUCGCCGCCGGAAAAAGCUCGCAAUGCUGAAAAAGUGCCCGCUGCUCCGACCGCUGUACAAACUAAUAAUACUACUGCGAAUCGUUCCAGUAAAACUAAUUCUAGUCAGAAACCUAUCGAUGAUAAGGAGGAUAUUUCCGCUGUGGAGUCGAAGAAAGGACUCGUUACUCACCAAAACAUUCCCACAACGCAGACAGUUUCUACAUCUGAUUCACAAAAGACUGAACAACCAACUGUCUCAGAUUCUCGUCCGAGGAAGUAUACAGUCGAGUUUCUGUUAUCGUUACGUGAUUUACCCGAUUGCAAGAAAUCGGUAAAAGUUGCCAAUGAUUUACCGGGCAAUCUGUAUUCAGAUAGUGGUUUUCAGUUGCGAACUCAAGGCGCUUACACAGCCAUGCCUAGUAAUAAUUUCAUGAUGCCUGCAUUUAUGAAUACGGGUCGUGGUUCGAUGUCGUUACCAACGCGUAAAAGUCAACAAGGUAGACUGAAGAACGAUCGACAACCUACAAUCCAUGUUACCUUAUCGCUUAAGGAAGACGUUCCUUUACGCUCUUCGAAGGAUGCUUGGAAACCGGCCAGACUGAAUCCAGAUAUGAGGAAUUUGAAUAACGAUGAUAAGAAAACUCAAGAGUUGUACAAAUCCGUUACUGGUAUUUUAAAUAAAUUAACGCCGGAGAAAUUCGAUCAUCUGAUUGAAAAAAUUAAAAAUUUACCAAUCGACAAUGUGCCCAGAUUACAAGGUGUUAUAGAUUUAAUUUUCGAUAAGGCUAUCGACGAACCUGGUUUUUGUAAAUGGUACGCCGAAAUGUGCCGUGUGAUGCAAAACGUUACUGUGCCCGAUAAAGAUGGCGGUAAAAUGCAAACCUUUAGGAUACUUUUAAUUAAUAAAUGCCAGCAGCAAUUCGAGCGUGAUAAGGCCGAAGAAUUGGAUGUGAUAAAGAAACAAGAAGAAAUCGCCGCGUGUACUGAUCCGGAAAAGAAAAAAGAGCUUCAAUUAUUAUUCGAAGACACCGAACGUAAAGUUCGCCGAAAAUCAGUCGGUAAUUGCAGAUUCAUUGGUGAAUUAUUCAAAUUGCAAAUGUUAACCGCUAAGAUUAUGCUUCGUUGUAUUACCAAGUUGCUAGGAUCAACGGACGAAGAGUCGUUAGAAUGUUUAUGUAAAUUGUUAACCACCAUCGGAAAGGACCUAGAAUCGAAAUUGGCUCAAACUCAAAAGAAAGAAUUAGAACAGUAUUUCGAUAAGAUGCAAGAUCUUUCAGAAAAUAAAAAACACAAAGUAUCGUCCAGAAUCCGGUUCAUGUUGCAAGACGUGAUCGAUUUGAGGAGAAACGAAUGGGUACCGAGACGCGAAGCCGAUAACCCUAAGAAAAUCGAGCAAAUUAAUGCCGAACACGAACGUAAAGAGCAAGAAAUUAAAAUGAUGAAUCUUCAAACUCCUCAACGUGGCGGUCGCGGUUACGACGAUAAUUACAAUAAUAGAAAUAAUAGAGAUUUCAAUAAGAAAGGCUCCAGAACUGGUAGCCAAAACGACGACGAAUGGAAGACUGUCAGUGUCAAGAAUUACAAAACUCCUAAUUAUAAAGUUGACACGAAUAAAUUUAACGCUAUUGGUACGACGAGUCAAAUGCAAGUUUCUGAUUCGCUCGGUCCUACCGGCGGUUUCAAGCAAUGGAGCUUUGGUGUAGCGGCGUCUUCGAAAACACUCAACGAUAAGAAGAGUGUGUCGAAUUCGUUUAAUCCGUCAUCGUUCUCCACUAGUAAUAGUUUCAGAAGUUUAUCGAAUAAGGUGACGCCGUCGUCGUCGAUGGAGAAACCUAAACCUUAUCCUAAUAGAGAUGUCGCCGAAGCGGGCAAAAUCUCGCGCAGCGGAUCCGCUCAAAAUAUACAUCCGUCGUCGCGUGAAAGCUCGAUACCAAGGCAGCAGCCUCCGUCUCGAAAUGCUUCGCAAAGCUCCAGACAACCGUCGUCUUCGUCCUCGUCAGCGCCUGCGAUGCUGCCUGCGGACGAAUUAAAACGAGCCACCGUUACCAUUUACCAAGAAUACGAUAGUAAUAAUGAUUUGAAAGACAGCAUGGAAACUUUCGAAGAACGAUUUAAUCCAAAACAACUAGCAGAUGCUGUGCAAGAGAUGAUAGCUUAUAUAAUAGAAAAUAAACCUAAAUCGGCCGCCAAAUGCGGAGUAUUUUUAGUUAAUUUAAUCAAACGCGGAGUUGUUACCAAGAAGCAUUUUAUCGAAGCGGUGAAAUUUUUCUACGAUAUGGCGGAUGAUUUAAUUAUAGACUGUCCUAAUAUGUGGAUCUCUUUGGCUGAAAUUUCAAGUCCACUAGUUAUUCAAGACUGUUUACAAAUUAGCGAUUUACAGACUGAAGUACCGAGUAAAACGUUGCUAGAUCUUAUUAAAACUACGAAUGAGGCUCCUGUAGAUAAGGAUAGUGUACUGAAGAAACACCUACUAGAAAGUCUGGAAAAAGACAACUCCGAUGAAAUCAUUAAAUGGAUCGAUAAUAAUUUCGAAAACAGCCGAAAUUCCACGUUGUUGGUCUCGAAGUUGACGACGAUAGUUUGUGAAAUUAUCGAUAAAGUGUGGCAAAAGGAAAGCAACAAACAAGGUGACGAAAGUAAUGCCAUCGAAGAUACGAUGAAAAAGUACAACAGAUUGUUGAAAAUUUAUAUCGAAAACAAAAGCGAAUUAGAAAUGCAAUGUUUAUUGGCUGUGCACGAAUAUGUGGAUAAGGCGAGUUAUCCGCGAGGUUUGCUUCACGGAAUAUUCGAAUCAUUAUAUGAUCUGAAACUAGUAUCGUACGAUUCGUUCGAACAGUGGAAAAAUAGCGACAAGACACCUAGAUUGGGAGUUGCGAUGAGUUUGUUACGGCAAUUUUUCGAAUUCUUAGGAGAAACGCAACAAAACGACGACAGCGCAAAUCGUUGAUGAGCGUGCUUUUGGUGUUGUUGGAAGUUUGAUUAUCAUGUAAUAUAUUUUAAUUGCGCUGAAGUACACGCGAAAAAAAUUAUCCGUUUAUUUUAAAAAAUGAAUUAGAUAUAAAAAAAAAAUGAAAAAAAUAUGUAUUUUUUACUUAUACGAAUAUUUACGACGCGUACUAAUGUUAUGUAUUUGUACAAAGCGAGUGCUAUUAGAAAAGUUGAAAAAAAAAAGAAAAAAAAUCCUUUUUGCCGGAAAUGAAAUUAUAUUAUUAAGAAAAGAUUUGCGUAGAUUUCGCGUGCUAAUUUCUCUCGUGAUUUGUUUCCCUCGCUAUUCGCAUCAAAGUUUAUCGACGACUUCCUAAAACAUUUAUAAUACGGAUCUUUUUAUACGCAUGUAUCGAAUUUUUAAUUAUUUUUUUUUCUCCUCGGUCGAGUGUACGCACGGUAUCGUUACGCUGCGCGUUAGUUUUUUUUACCCGAUAUGUAGAUAAUUCUACGAUGAAUUUUUUUUAUCGCGUUGCAAUUUUUUUGCUCCUGAUUUUGUCGUUAAGGUUUCGAAAUUUUACAUCUACGCUAUUUUUUCUCCCUUUUUUUAUGUUGUAUAUUUUUAAUCUUCCUUUUUUUCAUAUUAUAUUUCUCUUCCUCGGCAGAACAUGACCUGAUGAUCGAUGAUCUUUUUUUCUGCGUUAUAAAUUCUUUUGAUUUUUUUUUCGUCUCUUGUUGGGUAAUUUUUUUCUAUUCGAAUUUUUUGGUCUCGUUGAAAAAUUGUUGUGUUUGAGAAAAAAAUAUCCGGUGAAUGUUUUUGCGUUUUGCGUUUAAUUCGCAGUUCAUUUUUUCUUUCGUUUCGUUUGUUUAAUUAAAGGAAUAAAAAGAGGUUAAUUUAUUUAACGAAUAAUGUAUAUAAUAUUUUUAAUUUUUUAAGGUUUAUUUGCUAUAUUUAUAAAUAUAUUCCUACCAUAGGUUUUAAGUAUCGUAUAUGUACGUAUGAUGAUGUUAUAUUUAUUUUAAAUACAACGCGCAUAUGUAUGUAUAAUAUUUAUAAUACGGAUUUUUUUAAAAAUGAAAAUCGAAAAAAUUAACGAACGUUGUAAAACAGCGAUCGGAGGUAUCGUUGCGGUGCGAUUUCCUCCAAUGGCUGGAAUAACGUAAUAAUUUUUUUUUUUCGUUAUUUUUCAAAAAACGCUGUGAUUUGCUCGCGUUUUGUUAUCAGACUCUUUGUUGACUUGAUUGUUGUACUGUUGUAAGUCUUUGGGGGUCGCCACCCCUGGAGAAAUGGUGUAUGUGUUGUAUUAUAUAAAAAAAAAAAUGACGGUUCAUUAUUUUUUCUUCUUUUAUAUACAUAUUAUAUAUUAUUUAAAUUGUGAUCAUGCGUGUAAUAUAUAUUUAAUUUUUAUCUUCGAGUUGAUUUUUUGCUCGACUCGACUCGAAAACCCCCUUUUAAAAAUAAUUGCCUUACCUAUCUGCCCCUCUCCUUAUCCGAGAUAAUCAAAUAUAAGGUUUUGUAAUUUAUUUUAUCAGCGUUUCGGUGAAGUGUGACGUAGAAAAAAGGUGUAUUCGUAUGUAUAAAUAAUUCUUUUUUUUUUAUUUGUACGAUUUUAUUUUAUAUUUGUAUUUUUAUAAAUCGUGAUUUUUUGUCGACGAAAACUUUUUUGUAUGUAAUUUUUUUUCUCUCGCGUGCGCGCCCUUUAUUGUGAUUGUAAUUUCGUUCGAAUGAAGAUUCAAUUUUGCUCACGGAUAUCGGACGACGCGACGUCGCGAACUCUUGGACUGGAUUUUACUUUUUCAUGGUACCAGAAAAAUGACCGGGGAAGCGGAUACGUGCGCUCUCAGAUGCCUCACGUAUCAAUUCUCCUACAAAAGCAUCGAAUGUAUUCUCGACUUGGUCUUUUCUGACGUGUUAUUUUUCUGGUUGUGACAAUCAACCAAACUGCUCGGGAUUCUUGGUAUCCUGACAGUUUGUCCUAACUGACUUACUUGAAUGAAUUUGAUGGACGUGAAACGAGUUUGAAAUUCCGCUGCUGUAUGAUUGGACGCCAGUUCGCAUAUUUAUUUGAUUGCGGGAACGAUAUAAUCGUUGUGAUUCGCAUAAACCAAGUGAACUGUUCACAAGUAACAUUUGUAUAUAAUUUCGUACGUAUCAUCAUCAAGCGGCUUGAAUUGUUAUGAUUGUUUUUUUUUUUAAAUUAAGGACUGAUUUUUGUUUUAUGAAAUUUAGUUUGUUUGUAUUUUUUUUUUUUUUUUUUUUUUGUAAUUGUCAAAUAAAUACUAUGUUACUUGGA
Molecule: messenger RNA, 8689 nt
Organism: Planococcus citri (citrus mealybug)
Lineage: Eukaryota; Metazoa; Arthropoda; Insecta; Hemiptera; Pseudococcidae
Product: eukaryotic translation initiation factor 4 gamma 3-like
Exons: 32
Coding region: 835-6417 (1860 amino acids)
Cellular component (GO): eukaryotic translation initiation factor 4F complex
Molecular function (GO): mRNA binding; protein binding; translation initiation factor activity
Source: RefSeq, a predicted model, not a curated record